Molecule: messenger RNA, 937 nt
Organism: Physella acuta
Lineage: Eukaryota; Metazoa; Mollusca; Gastropoda; Physidae
Source: RefSeq, a predicted model, not a curated record
CGAUUUCUUAACAGAUUUUAACAUUACGAUUAACAUAUCUUAAAGCAGUAUUCUGUGAUCAUGAAUGAAACUAAUCUUCACAAUUGAAUAUGUUUGAUAAAAAAAUAAUUAAUUUUAACUUUCAUUAAUGAGUAUAAUUUUCACUACUAUUGGUUUUUAUUGUGACACUAAGAGCACUUAAAACUUUACCUUCGACUACAAAAUUAAGAUGAUUACCAAUGUAAUCGUCGUGAUUUGUGUGUGUUUCUUUACAUGUGUACAGGCACAAUGCUGCAAAAGUCAGCACAUUUGUUUGAUGGCUUUCAUCAACAGUGAGGAGUCAAAUGAUGGAAUCUGUCGCGGAAUCAGCGGGUAUUUCAAAUGUUCCGUCAACAUAGAGAACACCGAGGCAGCGGAGUUCAAAUACAUACUAGAACUUUUGAUGGAAGAGGCGGAAGUGUUCCCUAACAACUGCUCUGUUGACAGUGAGCUCUCGUUGUUUCUAAACGAAGCGCCGGAGUAUUUGUCUGAGAUGCAACCGAAGAGCACACAUCAACGAUAUCCUGUCACAGCCAAUGUUUGUUUAACUACCUAUCUGGAGACAUUGGGGGCUUACUUUAACAAUCCGUCGCUAAUUUGUCAGGCACUCUCGGCAUUUCUCUACUGUAACCAAGUGACGCUAAACGAACCAAUGGAAACAGUGAAUGACGUCAUAGCCGUGUUUAAAGAAGAGCUCUCCAAAUUUCAAUUAAAUUGUGAAAUUACCAGCGAACUCAUCACAACGUCGUGUGAGACGGCAACCAAUGCAUGCCUAGUUGGAUAUUUUCAUACAGUUUUACAUAAUACCUGCAGUAUUUCACUCAAUGUUUAGUACGAACUACAUGCAGCAUAGAUAAAGUGACAGAUAUGAUAAGGCUUGUGGGAGAAUUCGAAAGUCAACGCAUUGGAUAUCAUUGUG